AUGAGCAGUCCCGCCGAGGAAACCCGCCAGGAGGCUCUUCACGAGCGCCGCCAGAGCAUUGGCAAAUACGUGAAGAGGCUCCGCACCGUCUUGAAGAGAGGCAACUCCAGCAAGGAACGCGUCCCGGUUGCUGCGUCGUCUGCGGAGAAGAAGCCUGAGCCUGCUGCGUCGACAAGCGCCGCCGAGCCCAAGCCCGAAUCCAAGCCCGUCACCUCGACAACGGGUCAGGUCAGCUACCCGCGCAGCGCCGCCCAGCAGGAGCGUGCUCGCGCUCUCUUCGCCAAGUAUGGCCUGACUCUGGAAGCCCACGAGUGGAUCACCACCGGCCCCACCAACGAGAAUGUCCAGCGUGUCGAGAAGCCCAUCCGCAUGCGUGUCCACCGCCAGUGCCACCGUUGCCAGACUACCUUUGGUGCCGACAGGGUCUGCCAGCAGUGCGAGCACACUCGGUGCAAGAAGUGCCCUCGUUUCCCGACCAAGAAAGAAAAGUCCAAGGGAAAGGCCAAGGGAGGCGAGACUCCGGACAUUGCUGCCGUCGUAGCCCCCGCCGCCGCCGCUACCCCGUCCACUGCCAAGGUUGGGACAGCGACGGGCAAGAAGCAGCAGUACUUGACCAUCAAGAGCCGUACUGGUGGCCAGGACUUGGAACGCCGCCCGCCUAAGCAGCGUGUCCGCCGUAGUUGCCACAAGUGCCAGACCCUAUUCAUCCCUGCUACAGCUACCAUCUGCACCAAUUGCCAGCACACGCGUUGCACCAAGUGCCCUCGCGACCCGGCCAAGAAGAAGAAGUGGCCCGAUGGCUACCCUGGCGAUGCUCCCGGCUCCGACACGGAAACGGACGCCGAAAUCCUGCCCGCCCAUCAGAGGCCGGAGCGCGUCUGGCGCAAGCCGCGUAUGAGGAUCAGGUGGAGCUGUGAGCAGUGCAAUACCCUCUUCAUAGAAAAGUCCAAAACGUGUGCCAGCUGUGGGCAUGACCGCUGCCAGAGCUGCGUGAGACUUCCCCCGAAGAAGAUCAAGCAGGAACCCGACCCAGCCGUCCUACGUUCGGUCGAGGAAAAACUGGCCCGUUUCAGGAUGGAGGGAGCUCCAGCUCCAUCUGGCACGGAGCCGGCGGCCUAA
This is a messenger RNA of Diplodia corticola, 1119 nucleotides long. RefSeq lists its product as uncharacterized. The coding region runs from base 1 to 1119 and encodes 372 amino acids. The record is from RefSeq and is a predicted model, not a curated record. NCBI's taxonomy places the organism in Eukaryota, Fungi, Ascomycota, Dothideomycetes, Botryosphaeriales, Botryosphaeriaceae. The transcript has 3 exons.